UUAAUUAUUAUUUUUAUUUCCUUUAAAAAGUCUUAACUGGCUGGACUUUUCCCUUUCUCCCUUCGCUUUCCGACAGCUCAUGGGAAAUGCUGUGCCUCGGGGCAUGCGCACGAUGAGUGACAGGGCAGAGGCACGUGGAGCGCUGGGGCCACAGCCGGCCGCCCUUGGAGCCAGCGGCGUCCGGCUGUGGCUGGCAAGCAGGAAGGGUCCCGUGCAAAGACCUAGUGAGUACUUCUGCCAUCGCCUUGAUAGUGUUGCACUGAUGGAAUCAUGCCUACAGUUGAAGAGCAUUCAAGUUUGCUGAAGGUACCUCAGAAUUGGCUUCUUCUUAAUACAGUGACCAUACAGGAUCAAAGAAAAAUAGUCUUCUGUUUUUAAAAUACUUGAGUUUCUUGUUAGUAACAGCAUGGUUUACUGUGAAAAUUGAAAGAAAAAUUUUUCUGGACACUUUAAAGCUAGCUGGUAGGCAUAGCAAAAUGCUUUGUAUGAGGCAGGUUUGCUUGUUUGCACUGAGACGUUACCAGGCUCGGACUCUGUGCAGUGAUCUGCUUUUGAACCAGAUAAAUGGCUGCACCCAUGAAGAUGAAGUGUUCAGCCUUGUUAGAAGGAACAAGGCCAGACUUUCUGAAAAGCAUGUGGGAAUUGCAUUGAACAUGCUGUGGCAAUUGCAAAAGAAGAGGCCCUCACUCUUAAGGACUAGUGACUAUGUAAGAAAUCACUCCCAGUUUCUUACCCUUUGCAUUUUGGCCGAAAACAAGGUGAAACACAUGGAAGAUGAGGUGAUAGUGGACAUCUUAUAUAGCAUCCUGAGGCUCGAUGUUGAACACCAUGUUUCCCUAGCAAAAGUGCUUGUUCCAGAGGCAUGGAAAAGAUUAGAAAGUUAUGUGAAUGGAAAGUGGUUUGAACAAGUUCUGAAUGAGAAAACUCUGGCCAUGUUUCAACGCUUGAUAGAUCAAAUAACAUGGGCAAAUGUUUUACCCUUGUCUUUUUUUCUCAUAAAAUCAGACCACUGUUGUCCUGCAUUAUUUGACAGAAUAGCUUGUGUGACUGUUGAAAAUAUAAACAAGAUUCCCCCCUCUGAAAUCUAUUUUAUUCUCUUCCUUUUCUCUGCUUUGAACCCUCCUGACAAUGAAGAAUUCUUUAAGAUCCAACAUCUUACUUCUAACUUGAGUCAUCUUGAAACUUAUCACUUGGUGCUGCUUGGUCAUGUUUUGGCAAUGGCUGGGUAUUUUCCUCCAGUUCUGAUAACAAUGAUAUUUAAUGUUUCUUUCCUAAGCAAAUUUGAUGCUCAACUUAAAGUCCUGCCUGAUACAGUGAAGCAGAGGGUCGACUCAAGCCUCAUGAAAUUGAACAGAGCAGUCUGUCUGGAAUGCUCAGAGUUUCACAUCCCUUGGUUUCAUGAGCCAUACUGCCAACGUGUCUUUCAUAACAGUACAAGCCGAAUAAAUCCACAGCAACAGCAUAUUCACAGAAUGCUGACAGAGAUCUUAGGAGGGAGCCAUUACUCAAGAAUGUCUGUUGUCACACCGUACUACUAUGAAAUAGAUUUUGAGUAUGUCCUGGAUGUAAAUAAAAAGCCUCUUUCCUAUAUGGCUCAGAGUGUACCUUUGAAUGGUGUGGGGGGAAUACACUUUAGACAUGACAUCAAGGAUGAAAGGAGAAAGGCUCUGCCACUGGGAGCUCAAAGAAUUGCUUUGGAACUUCUUGAUUCACAAGCUUUUAGCGAAGAUUAUUCAUGUUAUCUGAAAGGAGAACCUGCAGUGAAAAAGUGACACCUGGAGAUGCUGGGGUAUCCAGUAUUUCAGAUUGCUCACUUCGAAUGGAAUUCUGUGGUUCUGUCAACAAAAGGUGAACAGCUGGAAUACCUGAGGCAGCAGCUGUAUGGAAUACAGUGAUAUAAGACAUGCAGUCUAAAGUACUUUUAUAAAAAGUUUAUGUACCAUCAAACAUCUUGUAAUCCUGGAAUACUUUUUCAAAAAUCUCUAUCUGUAUCAGCUGGAUCAAGGCUUGCCAAAGUCAUUAGGUGUAAAGACAUUUAAUCCUCAAUUUAUUAGGGAUUGCAAAAGGCAGGUCACAGUGGGCUGUGAAGAUGUGAUAAGGAUACUUAGAAUUUCUCAUUAUCUGCAAGCUAUUACGAGCAAAGGAAUCUGGCAGUUUUGCAAUCAAAUUACAUUAUUAUCUCCUGAAUAAAUAGCACAGAGGCUUAGCCAGACAUAAAACUCUCCACAGAAAAAGUUGGAAAUACUAUUGACUAGGAGAGUGGAGUCAGCAAUGUACUGGAAACUAUGUCUGUCCUCCAGCGUGUGCCAAAAUGAACAGUUAGGAAUCGAGCAGUAUCUGUACUCUGAAACCAAGAAACUGAAAUGCAGAUUUGCUAAGAAUA
Messenger RNA from Parus major (Great Tit), 2383 nucleotides. It is a transcript of the gene FASTKD1, whose product is annotated as FAST kinase domains 1. NCBI's taxonomy places the organism in Eukaryota, Metazoa, Chordata, Aves, Passeriformes, Paridae. Gene Ontology annotation, biological process: regulation of mitochondrial mRNA stability; mitochondrial RNA processing. Gene Ontology annotation, cellular component: ribonucleoprotein granule; mitochondrial matrix. Gene Ontology annotation, molecular function: RNA binding. The record is from RefSeq and is a predicted model, not a curated record.